AUGUCUACUUCUGACAGUUUUUUUACAUUUUCAUGGAGAAUCAACUGUUUUAAUGAGUUAGUAGUAAGACAUCCGAAUGGAACAUUUUUUUAUAGUGAAAGGUUUUGGUCUCCAAGGGGACAACCAGGUAAAACCUCAGCAGCAGCAGCUGUAUCAACAACAAAUACAACUACAGCAGUUAAUGAUAAUAAUGUUUUAUGUGGGCAAACCAAUAAUUAUAACAAUACCUGUUAUUUAUGGAGGUUAAAAAUGUUCCCUAAUGGAGUAGAUAAGAAAUCUAAUGACUAUUUGUCACUUUAUCUUGAAGCUAUUCAAACACAAUACGAGAAGGAAAAUGGUAUAGGAGGUAGACACAAAAAGUUCAGGUUGUCACUUUUUCGUAUUGAUCCUAAUAACAAUAAUAAUCCACAACAUCCAUUAUUAGUGAUUAGUCGACAUACGUUGGAAACAAAGUUUGAAUUUAAUGGCGUGAAUGCAGAUUAUGGAUUUGCAAGAAUUAUUGCGUUAAAAGAUUUAUUCCCAAGUGAAAAUUUAUAUCCGGAAAUGGAUUUACUGGUCAAGGUGCAAAUAUUCGAUGAUCUUCCAACCGGUGAGGGAACAAGUUCGAUCGCGAACAUACCUGAUCUUUCACUGGAACCAUUUGAAAAGUAUUUUGAAGAGGAAAAAUUUUAUGAUAUAGAGUUUGUGUUCGAUUGUGGAUCAGUGAUGAAGGCACAUCGUGUGAUAUUGGCAGCGAGAUCUGCAUAUUUUGAGAAUUUGUUGGGAGGAGAAUGGAAGGAAGGUCACAUGAAAACGAUUGCUAUUAGAGAUAUGCCAUACGAAGCAUUCAGGUUGAUAGUUCAUCAUCUUUACACGAAUAAACUUGAGGAUGGCUUAACGUUUGAGCUGUUGAGAGAGAUUUAUUCUAAAGCAGACAUGUUAAACAUUUCACAGCUUGGAUCAAUGGCAGCAGAAAGGAUGGUUGGAUUGAUAAAUAGUGGUAAUUGGGAUCAAAUAUUAAUGUUGGGAUGGAGGUUUCAAGACGACAGGUUACGAAUAGCAGGUUUGGAAUUUGCAAUAGAGAAUUGGACAAAGAUACGAGACACUGAAAAUAUGAAACAAGUGAUGGAGUGUGGUAAUAUGGACUGGAUCGAAGAAUUAAUUCUUGGCAAUUUCUUUGCUACAAGAAACGGCAAGUAA
Molecule: messenger RNA, 1179 nt
Organism: Entrophospora candida
Lineage: Eukaryota; Fungi; Glomeromycota; Glomeromycetes; Entrophosporales; Entrophosporaceae
Source: the annotation of a GenBank genome assembly